Molecule: messenger RNA, 16856 nt
Organism: Eublepharis macularius
Lineage: Eukaryota; Metazoa; Chordata; Lepidosauria; Squamata; Eublepharidae
Gene: LRP1
Product: LDL receptor related protein 1
Molecular function (GO): protein binding; calcium ion binding
Source: RefSeq, a predicted model, not a curated record
UGCGCCCGCAGCAGGCAGGCGUCGGAGCCCCCCGUGCAAGACAGCCAGCCAGCCAGCCAGCCAGCGCCAGCGGGGGGCCCCCUGUGCAUCCUGCCCUCUGCACCACUCGGGAAGGGAAAAGGAGCCUGCUGCCUCACCGCCUCUCCCUCCCCUCCUCUGGAUCCAAAAGGACUCCCUCUUCUUUCCCUCCUUGCCUCCUGUCUCUCCCCCCCCGCCUUCCCCCGUGCAUCACCUUUGAUGGUCGUUGCAAUUACCUUGGCUUGCAUUUCAUCCGGCGCGCAAGGCAGGAGGGGAGUCCGCGGCUGACUGUGCUUUGCGCACCCCUCCUCUUCCCCCCCACCCUUAUUAUUAUUUUUUUCCUGCAUGCAGCCUUCCUUUCUGGCCAAGAGGGGCUGAACCCCUCUCCUCUCUGCCCUCCCCAGCCUUUGCCGCGGCUGGAUUCUCUCAUCUGCGAGGCUGGGAGGGAGAGAGGAGGAGGGCGAGGGGCUUUUCCUUGCAAUCUGCUCCCCCCCACCCCCUUUCCUCCUUCAGUGGAUGGUGAAAGAAUUGAAGACCCUCGGAAGGAGAGAGUGAAGAAGAGGCGAUCUCAGGAGAGCCGGCAGCUGUAGCUGCGAGGACUGUCUAGAGAGACCUGAUUUUUUUCCCUGCAGAAGCAUGCUGGCCCACAGGGUAAAAACGAUGGGGCCCUUCUUUCUGGUCCUAGGAUUUUGGCACACUCUGGUAGGGCUCGCCCCUAUUUUUGCCCUUGAAGAAGACUUCAUCAAAGCAAAACCUCCUAACUCCCCAAGCACGACGUGGGUGCUGCAGCCUAGACCUACACCGCCUAAUGGGAGAGACUCCAAUGCUUGGAACCGGCUCAAGGACCCACCUUUGGCAUUAUCUGAGGAUGUUGAAGUCAAUAUUGCACCAGUUCCAAAAUUUGGGGAGCAAGCCCUGGAGAGCUCUACCUCGCAAAUAUUGUCACCGAAGACAUGUAGCCCGAAACAGUUCGCAUGCAAAGAUCAGAUCACCUGCAUAUCCAAGGGCUGGAGAUGUGAUGGAGAGAAAGAUUGUCCAGAUGGCUCAGAUGAAUCGUCUGAUAUAUGUCCACAGAGUAAGGUGUCCCGAUGCCAGCCCAAUGAGCACAACUGCCUUGGUACUGAACACUGCAUCCCUAUGACUGAGCUGUGUAAUGGGGAGAACGACUGUGUGGAUGGCUCAGAUGAAGGAGUCCAUUGUCAAGAGUUCUUGACAAACUGCUCCACCAUGGGCUGCCAGCACCACUGCGUCCCAACUUUGAAUGGCCCAGCCUGCUAUUGCAACAGUUCCUUCCAGCUGGCUGACGAUGGAAAGAGCUGUAAAGAUUUUGAUGAGUGCACCGUGUAUGGCACAUGUAGUCAAACCUGCACCAACCAUCAUGGUUCCUAUAUAUGCAGCUGUGUCGAAGGGUAUCUUCUCCAGCCUGACCACAAAUCCUGCAAAGCCAAGAAUGAACCAGUGGACCGACCUCCCAUCCUACUCAUCGCCAACUCUCAGAACAUUCUCACUACUUUCUUAAGUGGUGGGCCCGUUCCUAACAUCACACCCACCAGCACCAAGCAGACCACUGCCAUGGACUUCAACUAUGUAGAAGACACAGUCUGUUGGGUCCACGUUGGUGACAGUGCCUCACAAACGAUCCUGAAAUGUGCCAAGAUCCCCAAUCUCAAGGGCUUCGUUGAGGAGCGGUCCAUCAACAUCUCCCUCAGCCUGCAUCAUGUGGAGCAGAUGGCCAUCGACUGGCUCACGGGCAACUUCUACUUUGUGGAUGACAUUGACGACCGGAUAUUUGUCUGCAAUAAGAACGGGGACACCUGUGUCACGUUGCUUGAUCUGGAGCUCUACAACCCCAAAGGCAUUGCGCUGGAUCCAACCAUGGGGAAAGUAUUUUUCACCGACUACGGACAGAUACCCAAAGUGGAGCGAUGUGACAUGGACGGGCAGAACCGUACCAAGCUGGUUGACAGUAAGAUCGUCUUCCCUCACGGCAUUACCUUGGACUUGGUCAACCGACUGGUUUAUUGGGCUGAUGCCUACCUUGACUACAUCGAAGUGGUGGAUUACGAGGGCAAGAACCGGCACACCAUCAUCCAAGGCAUCUUGAUAGAACAUCUCUAUGGCUUGACUGUGUUUGAGAACUAUCUCUAUGCCACCAACUCAGACAAUGCCAACGCCCAGCAGAAAACCAGCGUCAUCCGGGUCAAUCGGUUCAACAGCACAGACUUCCAGGUGGUAACCCGUGUGGAUAAAGGCGGAGCUCUGCACAUCUACCAUCAGCGACGGCAACCCAAAGUGAGGAGUCAUGCCUGUGAACAGGACCAGCUUGGAAAACCCGGAGGCUGCUCGGACAUCUGUCUCCUCGGGAACAGCCACAAGACCAGGACGUGCCGGUGCCGAUCGGGAUUCAGCUUAGGCAGCGAUGGGAAAUCCUGCAAAAAGCCAGAGCAUGAGCUGUUCCUUGUUUACGGCAAAGGGCGGCCUGGCAUUAUCCGAGGAAUGGACAUGGGGGCCAAAGUGCCCGAUGAGCACAUGAUCCCCAUCGAGAACCUGAUGAAUCCCAGAGCUCUGGAUUUCCACGCAGAGACCGGCUUCAUUUACUUUGCCGACACCACCAGCUACCUGAUCGGACGGCAGAAGAUCGACGGAACAGACCGAGAAACGAUUCUGAAAGAUGGGAUUCACAACGUGGAAGGGAUCGCUGUGGACUGGAUGGGGAACAAUCUUUACUGGACUGACGAUGGCCCCAAGAAGACCAUCAGCGUGGCCCGGCUGCAAAAGGCUGCUCAAACCAGAAAGACCCUGAUUGAAGGAAAGAUGACGCACCCUCGAGCUAUUGUUGUGGAUCCUUUGAAUGGGUGGAUGUACUGGACUGAUUGGGAGGAAGACCCAAAAGAUAGCAAGAGGGGGAAGAUCGAAAGGGCUUGGAUGGAUGGCUCCAACCGGAAUGUCUUUGUCACUUCCAAAACGGUCCUGUGGCCCAAUGGAUUGAGCCUGGAUAUUCCAGCAAAGGUGCUGUACUGGGUGGAUGCUUUUUAUGACCGAAUCGAGAUGGUUUUGCUGAACGGCACGGAACGCAAGAUCGUGUACGAUGGUAAUGAGUUGAACCAUGCCUUUGGAUUGUGCCACUAUGGCAAGUUCCUCUUCUGGACAGAGUACCGGAGCGGCAGCAUCUAUAGGCUGGACCAGGCGACCAAGGCAGUCACGCUGCUGCGCAAUGAGCGCCCACCCAUCUUUGAGAUCCGCAUGUAUGAUGCACAGCAACAACAAGUCGGCUCCAACAGCUGCCGAGUGAACAAUGGAGGCUGCAGCAGCCUUUUGGCAGUCCCCAAAAGCAGACGCUGCGCCUGUGCAGAGGACCAGAUUUUGGCGCCGGACUCUGUCACCUGUCAAGCCAACCCUUCUUACAUCCCGCCCCCUCAGUGCCAGCUUGGAGAGUUUGCCUGCAAGAACAACCGCUGUAUCCAAGAGCGCUGGAAAUGUGACGGGGACAAUGACUGCCUGGACAACAGUGACGAGGCACCUGAGCUCUGCCAUCAACACACCUGCCCUUCAGACCGUUUCAAGUGUGAGAACAAUCGCUGCAUUCCCAACCGCUGGCUGUGCGACGGGGACAACGACUGCGGGAACAAUGAAGAUGAGUCUAACUCAACUUGCUCCGCUCGUACCUGCCCUCCCAACCAGUUCUCCUGUGCCACCGGGCGUUGUAUACCCAUGUCUUGGACCUGUGACUUGGAUGAUGAUUGUGGAGACCGCUCUGAUGAGUCAGCCACAUGUGCCUACCCGACUUGCUUCCCUCUGACCCAGUUCACAUGCCACAACGGCCGUUGCAUUAACAUCAACUGGAGAUGUGACAAUGACAAUGACUGCGGAGACAACAGCGAUGAAGCCGGCUGCAGCCAUUCCUGCUCGAGCAACCAGUUCAAAUGCAACAGCGGGCGCUGCAUUCCUGUCCACUGGACUUGUGAUGGAGAUAAUGACUGCGGGGACUAUAGCGAUGAGACCCAUGCUAACUGUACCAAUCAGGCCACACGUCCACCCGGGGGCUGCCACGCAGACGAAUUCCAGUGCCGGCUAGAUGCGCUCUGCAUUCCCAUGCGCUGGCGUUGCGAUGGGGACACCGACUGCAUGGACUCCAGUGAUGAGAAGAACUGCGAGGGAGUCACCCACGCCUGUGAUCCGAAUGUCAAAUUUGGUUGCAAGGAUUCUGCCCGGUGUAUCAGCAAGGCCUGGGUAUGUGAUGGGGACAGUGAUUGCGAGGACAACUCUGAUGAGGAGAACUGUGAAUCACUGGUGUGCAAGCCACCAUCCCACACUUGUGCCAACAACACAUCUAUCUGCCUGCCUCCCGAGAAGCUGUGUGAUGGCAACAAUGACUGUGGGGACAACUCUGAUGAAGGAAAACUGUGUGACCUGUGCUCUCUGAACAAUGGGGGCUGCAGUCACAACUGCACAGUCGCACCAGGAGAGGGCAUUGCAUGCUCUUGUCCUUUGGGCAUGGAGCUGGGUGCCGAUAACAAGACCUGCCAGAUCCAGAGCUACUGUGCCAAGCACCUCAAGUGCAGUCAGAAGUGCGAGCAGGACAAAUACAACGUGAAGUGCUCUUGCUACGAGGGGUGGAUGCUGGAACCCGACGGCGAGAGCUGCCGUAGCACAGACCCCUUUAAGCCUUUCAUCAUCUUCUCCAACCGCCACGAGAUACGGCGUAUCGACCUUCACAAGGGAGAUUACAGUGUGCUGGUGCCUGGCUUGCGGAACACCAUCGCUCUGGACUUCCAUCUCAACCAGAGCUCCCUCUACUGGACUGAUGUGGUGGAAGACAAGAUAUACCGUGGGAAGCUCCAUGAGAAUGGAGCCCUGACUAGCUUCGAGGUGGUGAUCCAAUAUGGGCUAGCUACACCAGAAGGACUUGCUGUGGACUGGAUUGCCGGAAACAUCUACUGGGUAGAAAGCAACCUGGACCAGAUUGAGGUGGCCAAACUGGAUGGGACCAUGAGGAGUACCUUACUGGCUGGCGACAUUGAGCAUCCCCGUGCCAUUGCUCUGGACCCACGAGACGGGAUUCUUUUCUGGACCGACUGGGAUGCCAGUCUGCCCCGCAUUGAAGCCGCUUCCAUGAGCGGUGAGGGACGACGAGUCAUCCACAAGGAAACUGGCUCAGGUGGCUGGCCUAACGGACUCACUGUCGACUACUUGGAGAAACGCAUUUUGUGGAUCGAUGCCAGGUCAGACGCCAUCUAUUCUGCCCUCUAUGAUGGCUCAGGCCACAUCGAGGUGCUGCGAGGGCACGAAUACCUGUCUCACCCUUUUGCCGUCACGCUGUACGGCGGUGAGGUGUAUUGGACAGACUGGCGUACAAAUACCCUUGCCAAGGCCAACAAGUGGACUGGCCACAACGUCACCGUUGUGCAGAGAACCAACACGCAGCCCUUCGACUUGCAGGUUUAUCAUCCUUCUCGCCAGCCUCUAGCUCCCAACCCCUGUGAGGCCAAUGGAGGUAGAGGCCGCUGUUCUCACCUCUGCCUCAUCAAUUACAAUCGCACCUUCUCCUGUGCCUGCCCUCACCUCAUGAAGCUGGACAAGGACAACACCACAUGCUACGAAUUUAGGAAGUUCCUACUAUACGCUCGCCAGAUGGAGAUUCGGGGAGUGGACAUUGACAAUCCUUACUACAAUUACAUCAUCUCUUUCACUGUGCCUGAUAUUGACAACGUCACUGUGGUUGACUACGAUGCCAUGGAGCGGCGGAUCUACUGGUCUGAUGUCCGCACGCAAACCAUCAAGCGGGCAUUCAUCAAUGGAACUGGCGUGGAAACCGUUGUGUCCGCAGACUUACCCAAUGCCCACGGUCUCGCUGUGGACUGGAUCUCCAGGAACCUUUUCUGGACCAGCUACGAUGCCAACAAGAAGCAGAUCAAUGUUGCCCGGUUAGAUGGUUCCUUUAAGAACGCUGUGAUUCAAGGACUGGACAAGCCCCAUUGCCUGGUUGUGCAUCCUCUCAAAGGGAAACUCUACUGGACAGACGGAGAUAACAUCAGCAUUGCCAAUACGGAUGGCAGCAACCGUAGCCUGCUGUUUGCGAACCAAAAGGGCCCUGUUGGCCUCUCCAUCGACUACCAGGAAAGCAAGCUAUACUGGAUCAGCUCUGGCAAUGGCACCAUCAAUAGGUGUAACUUGGAUGGCAGCGGUUUGGAGGUGUUGGAGUCCAUGAAGGCCCACCUGCGUAAGGCUACAGCACUGGCUAUCAUGGGUGACAAGUUGUGGUGGGCUGACCAGGCUGCUGAAAAAAUGGGCACCUGCAACAAGAAGGAUGGGUCGGAGGCCGUUGUGCUGCGCAACAGCACCACCCUGGUCAUGCACAUGAAAGUCUAUAAUGAGAGCAUUCAGCAAGAAGGUACCAAUCCCUGCAGUAUCAACAAUGGAGAUUGCUCCCAGCUCUGCCUUCCGGUCUCGGAGACUUCUCGUUCCUGCAUGUGCACAGCUGGCUACAGCCUGAAGACCGGACAGCAGUCUUGUGAAGGGGUCGGCUCUUUCCUCCUCUAUUCUGUGCAUGAGGGUAUACGCGGCAUCCCAUUGGACCCCAAUGACAAGUCUGAUGCAUUGGUACCUGUCUCCGGGACCUCACUGGCUGUUGGCAUUGAUUUCCAUGCAGAUAAUGACACCAUCUAUUGGGUGGACAUGGGCCUGAGCACCAUCAGCCGUGCCAAGAGAGACCAGACGUGGCGAGAGGAUGUGGUGACCAAUGGCAUCGGCCGGGUGGAAGGCAUAGCUGUGGAUUGGAUUGCGGGCAACAUCUAUUGGACAGACCAGGGCUUUGACGUCAUUGAGGUAGCCAGGCUCAAUGGUUCGUUCCGCUAUGUGGUGAUCUCACAGGGGCUGGACAAGCCGCGGGCCAUCACGGUGCACCCAGCAAAAGGGUAUCUUUUUUGGACAGAGUGGGGCCAGUAUCCUCGCAUUGAACGGUCCCUGCUGGAUGGGACAAAGCGUGUGGUCCUCAUCAACAACAGCAUCAGCUGGCCCAAUGGGAUCUCAGUUGACUAUGAGGAUGGGAAGCUUUACUGGUGUGAUGCCCGGACAGAUAAGAUUGAACGCAUUGACCUGGAGACGGGUGAAAACAGGGAAGUUGUCCUCUCCACUAACAACAUGGACAUGUUCUCGGUGUCGGUCUUUGAGGAUUACAUCUACUGGAGUGACAGGACUCAUGCAAAUGGAUCUAUUAAGAGGGGAAGCAAGGACAACGCUUCUGAAAUUGUCUCUCUGCGCACAGGAAUAGGGGUGCAGCUGAAAGACAUCAAGGUGUUCAACAGAGCCAGGCAAAAGGGUACCAAUGUAUGUGCUCAGAACAACGGUGGCUGCCAGCAGUUGUGCUUGUUCCGGGGAGGAGAGCAGCGGACAUGUGCAUGUGCCCACGGCAUGCUCUCUGAGGACAGUGUGAGCUGCCGUGAGUAUGACGGCUACCUGCUCUAUUCGGAACGUACCAUUCUCAAGAGUAUCCACUUGUCAGAUGAAAACAACCUCAAUGCGCCCAUCAAGCCGUUUGAAGAUAGCGAGCACAUGAAAAACGUCAUUGCCUUGGCUUUUGACUACCGCUAUGGCAACAAGGGUAGCAACCGCAUCUUCUACAGUGACAUUCAUUUUGGCAACAUCCAACAAAUCAACGAUGAUGGAACAGGACGUAGGACCAUAGUUGACAAUGUCGGCUCAGUCGAGGGCCUGGCCUACCACCGAGGCUGGGAUACUUUGUACUGGACAAGCUACACCACGUCCACCAUUACCCGGCAUACUGUGAAUCAGACCCGUCCUGGAGCUUUCGAGAGGGAAACAGUCAUCACCAUGUCUGGGGACGACCAUCCUCGAGCCUUUGUGCUGGAUGAGUGCCAGAACCUGAUGUUCUGGACCAACUGGAACGAGCAGCACCCAAGCAUCAUGCGGGCCUCGCUCUCAGGUGCCAACAUGAUUACCAUCAUUGAUAAAGACAUUCGCACACCCAAUGGCCUGGCUAUUGAUCACAAAGCAGAGAAGAUCUAUUUCUCCGAUGCCACGCUGGACAAGAUCGAGCGCUGUGAAUACGAUGGUUCCCAACGACAAGUCAUCCUGAAGACAGAGCCAGUGCACCCUUUUGGGCUUGCGGUCUACGGGGACUACAUCUUCUGGACGGACUGGGUGCGUCGGGCUGUGCAGCGCGCCAACAAAUACGUGGGCUCCGACAUGAAGCAUCUGCGCAUUGACAUCCCCCAGCAACCCAUGGGCAUUAUCGCCGUGGCCAAUGACACCAAUAGCUGCGAACUGUCUCUCUGCAGAGUGAACAAUGGCGGCUGCCAGGACCUGUGCCUCCCCACCCCCAAAGGCCAAGUGAUCUGCUCUUGCCGUGGUGAAAGAACCCUUCAAGAAGAUCUUAGCUGCAGAGCUUCCAACUCCACCUGUAACGUGCACACCGAGUUUGAGUGUGGGAAUGGGGACUGCAUUGACUUCAGCCGAACCUGCGAUGGCGUGGCCCAAUGCAAGGACAAGUCGGAUGAGAAGCAAUCCUACUGCAACAACCGCAAGUGUAAGAAGGGCUACUUCCAUUGCAUCAACAAGCGUUGUGUGGCCAACAGGUUCUUGUGCAAUGGUGCAGACGACUGUGGGGACAACUCGGACGAAGUGCCUUGUAACAAGACAACCUGUGCUGUUACGGAGUUCCGUUGCCGGGAUGGGACCUGUAUUGGCAACUCAAGCCGCUGCAACCAACACAUUGACUGCGAGGAUGCAUCCGAUGAGAUGAACUGCACUGCCACUGACUGCAGCAAUUUCUUCAAGCUGGGAGUCAAAAGUACCACCUUCCUGAAGUGUGAGCACACAUCCAUGUGCUAUGCUCCGUCCUGGGUGUGUGAUGGCAGUAAUGACUGUGGGGACUACUCAGAUGAGCAGAAUUGCCCAGGUAUCGAGAGAAAAUCAAAGUGCCCGGCCAACUACUUUACCUGCCCAAGUGGGAGAUGUAUCCCCAUGACCUGGACAUGCGAUAAGGAGAAUGACUGUGAAAACGGCGAGGACGAAACACACUGUAAUAAGUUCUGCUUCCCGGUGAAGUUUGAAUGCAACAAUCACCGUUGCAUCUCCAAGUUGUGGGUGUGUGACGGUGCAGAUGACUGUGGGGAUGGCUCGGAUGAAGACCACCGUUGCAAACAUACCACCUGUGCUGCAGGUUCCUUCCAGUGCCCAAACACCUAUGUGUGUGUGCCAGAACGCUGGCUCUGUGAUGGAGACAAAGAUUGCGCUGAUGGGUCUGAUGAAAGCUUGGCAGCUGGUUGCUUGUACAACAACACAUGCGAUGAGCGGGAAUUCAUGUGCAACAACCGGCAGUGCAUCCCCAAACAUUUUGUUUGCGACCACGAUAAUGACUGCGGCGAUAAUUCCGACGAGUCCCCGGAAUGCGAGUACCCCACAUGUGGCCCCAAUGAGUUCCGCUGUGCCAAUGGCCGGUGCCUGAGCCACAAGCAGUGGGAGUGCGACGGAGAGUUUGACUGCCACGACCACUCGGACGAGGCACCCAAGAAUCCUCGCUGCUCUAGUACAGAGAGCAAGUGCAACAACACCUCUUUCCUGUGUCACAACGGGAACUGCAUCUCCGAGCAUCUGCUCUGCGACAACAACAACGACUGUGUCGAUGGCUCCGAUGAGCUCAACUGCUUCAUCAAUGAGUGCCUCAAUAAGAAGCUCAGUGGCUGCUCCCAGGAAUGCGAGGACCUCAAAAUCGGCUACAAGUGCAGAUGUCGCCCUGGGUUCCGGCUGAAGGAUGACGGGAAGACUUGCAUCGACAUCGACGAGUGCACAACCACCUACCCCUGCAGCCAGAUCUGCUUCAACACCUUGGGGAGUUUCAAGUGUCUGUGCACGGAUGGCUAUAUGGUGAAGCCCGACGACCCUACCAGCUGCAAAGCCGUCACAGAUGAUGAGCCCUUCCUGAUCUUUGCUAAUCGGUACUACCUGAGGAAGCUUAGCCUGGAUGGUUCCAACUACACGUUGCUGAAGCAGGGGCUGAACAAUGCUGUGGCUUUGGACUUCGACUACCGGGAACAAAUGAUCUAUUGGACGGAUGUCACCACACAAGGCAGCAUGAUCCGCCGCAUGCACAUCAAUGGCAGCAAUGUACAGGUUCUACACCGUACUGGGCUAAGCAACCCCGAUGGCUUGGCAGUGGACUGGGUGGGUGGAAACCUGUACUGGUGUGACAAAGGAAGGGAUACCAUUGAAGUGUCAAAGCUCAACGGGGCCUACCGCACCGUGCUGGUGAACACAGGAUUACGGGAACCCAGGGCAUUGGUAGUGGAUGUACAACAUGGGUAUCUAUACUGGACCGACUGGGGUGACCAUUCCCUAAUUGGUAAGAUAGGCAUGGAUGGCACCAACCGAAGCGUCAUUGUAGACACCAAGAUCACCUGGCCCAAUGGCCUCACCCUGGACUAUAUUAACAGCCGCAUUUACUGGGCUGAUGCUCGGGAGGACUACAUUGAGUUUGCCAGCCUGGAUGGCUCCAACCGGCACAUAGUUCUGAGCCAGGAUAUUCCUCACAUCUUUGCCCUGACCCUGUUUGAGGAUUACAUUUAUUGGACCGACUGGGAGACCAAAUCCAUCAAUCGGGCCCACAAGACCACUGGCACGAACAAAACCACGCUGAUCAGCACUCUGCAUCGACCCAUGGACAUCCACAUUUUCCACCCCUACAGACAGCCGGACGUUCCCAACCACCCUUGCAAAAUCAACAAUGGCGGCUGCAGCAACCUGUGCCUGCUGUCCCCGGGAGGAGCCUUCAAGUGCGCUUGCCCGACCAACUUCUAUUUGGGUGGCGAUGGCAGGACCUGCAUCUCCAACUGCACAGCGAGCCAGUUCGUCUGCAAGAAUGACAAGUGCAUCCCUUUCUGGUGGAAAUGCGACACCGAAGACGAUUGCGGGGAUCACUCGGAUGAACCCGAGAAUUGCCCUGAAUUCAAGUGCCGCCCGGGGCAGUUCCAAUGUUUGACAGGAGUCUGCACCAACCCGGCCUUCAUCUGCGACGGGGACAACGAUUGUCAUGACAGCUCGGAUGAGGCCAACUGUGAGGCACAUGUCUGCCUGCCCAGCCAGUUCAAGUGUACCAACACCAACCGCUGCAUUCCUGGUAUCUUCCGCUGCAACGGACAGGACAACUGCGGUGACGGCGAGGAUGAGAAGGACUGUCCGGAAGUGACUUGUGCUCCAAACCAGUUUCAGUGUGCCAUUACCAAACGUUGUAUUCCACGGGUGUGGGUGUGUGACCGUGACAACGACUGCGUGGACGGAUCUGACGAACCUGCCAAUUGCACACAAAUGAGAUGUGGCCUGGAUGAGUUCCGAUGCAAGGAUUCCGGUAGAUGCAUCCCAGCACGUUGGAAAUGUGAUGGGGAAGAUGAUUGCGGAGACGGCUCAGAUGAACCCAAGGAAGAAUGUGACGAGCGAACCUGUGAGCCGUACCAGUUUCGAUGCAAGAACAACCGUUGCGUGCCUGGCCGCUGGCAGUGUGACUACGACAAUGACUGUGGAGACAACUCCGACGAGGAGAACUGUAAACCCAGACCUUGCUCGGAAAGCGAGUUCUCCUGUGCCAACGGGCGUUGCAUCGCGGGUCGCUGGAAGUGUGACGGAGAUCACGAUUGUGCUGACGGAUCCGAUGAGAAAGAAUGCAAACCACGCUGUGAUCACGACCAGUUCCAUUGCAGGAACGGCCACUGCAUCCCACUGCGAUGGCGCUGCGAUGCUGAUGCUGACUGCAUGGAUGGCAGCGAUGAGGAGAACUGCAGCACCAGGGUGAGGACUUGCCCCCUGGAUGAAUUCCAGUGCAACAACACCCUGUGCAAGCCGCUGGCCUGGAAAUGCGACGGGGAGGACGACUGUGGCGAUAACUCCGAUGAGAACCCCGAGGAAUGCUUGAAAUUCCAGUGUCCACCUAAUAGACCGUUCCGCUGCAAGAACGACCGUGUGUGUCUGUGGAUCGGUCGCCAGUGUGACGGUAUCGACAACUGCGGCGACGGAACUGAUGAGCUAUAUUGUGAGUCACCCACUACCAGGCCCAGGAGCUGCAGCCACGAGAAGAACGAAUUCCUUUGCCACAACGGGAAAUGCAUCGGGGCUGAGCAGCGGUGCAACUUCUUUGAUGACUGCGGGGAUGGCUCUGACGAGGAGAGUUGUCUGCCAGAUCUCAAGACGUACGGCUGUCACACCAACGUGACCAUGUGCGGCGAUGAAGCCAAAUGCAUGCAGACCUCCUCGGCUGUGUACUGCACCUGCCGCAGCGGCUUCCAGAAAGUGGCAGACAAGAAUUCUUGCCAAGAUAUCAAUGAAUGCCUGAAUUUUGGGGUUUGCUCUCAACUCUGCAACAAUACCAAAGGGUCCUACAUGUGUACCUGUGCCAAGAACUUCAUGCGGACUCAUCAUAUGUGCAAAGCAGAAGGCUCUGAACACCAGAUUCUCUACAUUGCCGAUGAUAACAAGAUCCGCAGCAUGUACCCCUUCAACCCCAACUCGGCCUACGAACCGGCCUUCCAAGGGGAUGAGAAUGUCCGCAUCGCUGCCAUGGAUGUAUAUGUCAAGGGUAACAAGAUCUACUGGACCAAUUGGCACACGGGGCGCAUCUCCUGCCGUGAACUGCCGUCCUCCGCUGGGUCUAGUGCCUCCAAUCGUAACCGACGACAGAUAGAGGGUGGUGUCACCCACCUCAACAUAUCUGGGCUGAAGAUGCCACGGGGCAUUGCCAUUGAUUGGGUGGCUGGGAACAUCUACUGGACAGAUUCGGGGCGCGAUGUCAUUGAAGUGGCACAGAUGAAGGGCGAGAACCGGAGAACGCUGAUCUCGGGCAUGAUCGAUGAACCUCAUGCCAUUGUAGUGGACCCGCUCCGAGGUACUAUGUACUGGUCAGACUGGGGGAACCACCCCAAGAUUGAGAAAGCUGCGAUGGAUGGGACCAUGAGGGAGACCCUUGUACAGGACAAUAUCCAGUGGCCGACAGGACUGGCUGUUGAUUACCACAACGAGCGUCUGUAUUGGGCAGACGCCAAGCUUUCCGUGAUCGGCAGCAUCCGGCUCAAUGGCACUGACCCAGUGGUAGCUAUUGACAGCAAGAAAGGGCUCAGCCAUCCUUUCAGCAUCGACAUUUUUGAGGAUUACAUCUAUGGUGUCACCUACAUCAACAACCGCAUCUUUAAGAUCCACAAGUUUGGCCAUGGCACCGUCACCAAUCUGACAGCAGGGCUCAACCACGCCACUGAUGUGGUACUCUACCACCAGUACAAACAGCCAGAUGUGCCAAAUCCGUGUGACAGGAAGAAGUGUGAAUGGCUCUGCCUCCUGAGUCCCAGCGGCCCUGUGUGUACCUGUCCCAACGGCAGGCGGUUGGACAAUGGCACGUGUGUGCUCAUCCCUACACCGACUCUUACACCUGUUGUUCCAGCCACCGACACUUGCGACCUGGUUUGUCUCAAUGGCGGCAGCUGCUUCCUAAAUGCCCGCAAGCAACCCAAGUGCCGAUGCCAGCCACGCUACAACGGGGACAAAUGCCAAUUUGACCAGUGCUCUAACUACUGCCAGAACGGGGGCACCUGUGCUGCUUCCCUGUCUGGGAUGCCAACUUGCCGCUGCCCCAAUGGCUACACCGGCUCCCAGUGCACCCAGCAGUUGUGCACAGACUACUGCCUCAACAACGGCAGCUGCUCUGUCAACCAGGGCAACCAGCCCAAUUGCCGCUGCCCGGUUGAGUUCAUCGGCGACAAGUGCCAAUACCGCCAGUGCUUUAACUACUGUGAGAACAAUGGCAUCUGCCAGCUGACAGCCUCCGGAACCCGUCAGUGUCGCUGCCUGCCGCAUUACUACGGGGACCGCUGCCAGCAUAACAAGUGUGACCGCUGUCUUAAGGGCAACUGCUCCAUCAACAAGCAGAGCGGCAACGUUACCUGCACGUGCCCUGAUGGCAGGACAGCGCCCAGCUGCUUGACAUGUGACAACUACUGCCUAAACGGAGGCACGUGCACCAUGAAUGCCGAAACCUCAAUGCCAAAAUGCCAGUGCUCGGCAGAAAUGACCGGGGACCAGUGUGAGACAUCUGUGGACAGCGACCAGCAAAGUAACAGAACGGUCUCCAUCGUCAUCCCCAUCCUCCUCCUCCUGCUGGUGAUACUGGUGGCAGGCGCUGUGGUCUGGUAUAAAAAACGGAUUAAAGGGGCCAAGGGUUUCCAACAUCAGCGCAUGACCAAUGGUGCCAUGAACGUGGAGAUCGGCAACCCCACCUACAAGAUGUAUGAGGGGGACCCCGACGCCGACGACGUGGGGGAACUGCUAGAUGCCGACUUUGCUCUGGACCCUGACAAGCCCACAAACUUCACAAACCCAGUGUACGCCACACUCUACAUGGGCGCCCACAACAGCCGCAACUCACUAGCCAGCACGGACGAAAAGCGGGAGCUGCUGUCGAGAGGGGCAGAGGACGACCUUGGCAACCCCCUGGCAUAGGGAUCAGGGGGGAUGGGCCACAGGCCCAGACAGAGACCUGGCGGGAAAGAGACAAGAUGGGAUGGGGAGGGCGGGGGGAGCAAGAGAUACUGUAUAAAUGUACAAAUGAAGGAUUAUUACUUUUAUAUGUGAGCAGUAUUAUUACCUGUAUAUUCCCUUUCAUCUACCAGCCGCUGAAUCUCUGUCACCGGACUCUGAGGUGGCCGGAGUUACAGGCAACUUUGGGAGGUGGAAGGAAAAGUGAGAGAGAAAAAAAAACCCUUAGUUUGGGUUGAAGGGCUCUAUGGUCUUACCUGGCUACUUCCUCCCCCCCCACCCCACCCCCCACAAUGCACAAAUCAGUCCACUUCUGCUUCCUGUGCCAGCAGCUUUAAGUUGUGGUGCUUUUUCAGGCAUGAUACAUUUCAGACCGUUCUGGGGUGCCAAAAAUGAACAAAUCGGAGCUGCUCUGAGCAAAACUCCCUUUUUGCUAGGAAGGUGGUCGGAGGGGUGUUGGGAAAGGGCAUCAGGUCCCCAAGAGACCAAGGGGAAAAACUGCUGCUUCUCCCUCCUGCUUGAGGAAAAAAGAAAUGGUUUGGACUGCAAUGUAAUCUCAGUCUAACACUACCUGAAUCCAGAUUGAGUUCAACUAAAGUCACCCUGCUGUGCAUAGACGCUCAGCAGUUCUUACUUUUUCUUGCAAGAGGGACCCUCACUGUCGUUCCUUCCUUCCUUCCUUCCUUCCUUCCUUCCUUCCUUCCUUCCUUCCUUCCUUCAUUCCUUGCAUUAGUCUUGUCACGUGAAGCCACAUUAGCUCAGUCCCUUCUCCAUUCUGAUCCAGGUGCAUGUUGAACUCAAGGGAUGAAGAAAGAGACUUCAGAUAAGGAGCUUUGCCACCCCCGUUCCUCCCCAAGCAAUUUGACUAGUCUCAUCAAAUCACUUUCGUCUUCCCUGGAGAUUCCUUCGCCUAAGGAGGGGUCUCCAGUCUCACUUGAAGUUUUGCUUGAGGGGUGAAAGCCAGUUCCAGCCUACAGAUGUGUUAACCUCCCUGUGAGAAAAUUCCACAAGUCUUCAUCAAAACCCGUCUGAAAUGUCCCUUCCCAAAUUCACUUCUGGUUUUAUUUUAGGUAAAAAUGUUGCAGGCCACUCUAGGCUUUGAGCACAGUUGGCCAACAUCUCACUAGAGUUUAGGCAAAUCUAGCAACACCCCCCCAUCCCACCCCUUUCUCAUCUCUUGGCAUAUGUUCGGUAUGGAAGGACCUUAGUUUGGUGUGUCUCUCUGUUCUAGAAAAGGCCUUUAGCAUUUUCCUUCGUUAUUUUUUAUCACCGUUUGGCAGACCCUCUAAGAGUGCACAGUGGAUCACGGCAGGUCUGUAGAGCACAACUGAAGAAUCAUGGCAGUAGAUGUUCUGCCUAUAUCCCAUCAACGGCCCACGGCCCUCCUCCCAAAAAUCUUUAGCCCAUAUCAUCGACAACAGCCUUUUCUUUCGCAACAACCCUCCGAUUGCAUCUUCUCCUUGCUACGCCUUAACCUUUUCUAACCCACAAGAUUCCAGACUCCUUCUAGCCCACCGCACACCCUUGCCAGUGAUCCUCCGUUAUAGCUUUCCUGCAUCUGCUAAGUAGGCUGUGGCCAUAUAAAACUCAUGCCACAAGAAUUAACGCACUCUCUGUGGACAGUGGGAUGGAAAGCCUUUCGGGUAUGAGUCAAGCUGACUUGAGCAUUCCUGGUACCUGUAAGCCACAGCAGAUUUGGCAGGUCGACUCCUGCUAACCCAAAUGUCUCGGUAUAUUCUAACCAGAUCAGUAAGUCUAGAGGGUUGCAUCAAAACCCCACCCACCCACCCCCCAAAAAGUGAGAAGCUGUCCUUUAUGUGCCACAGAACUCCUUACAGUUCCCAGUUUUCCCUUCACACUAAAUGUAUUUCUGAAAGUAUUUUAUUUCCAAGAGUUUUUAUUAUUUUUUUUUAUAUCUCGUUUUAUUUAGUGCCUGUGUUCAAAAUCAAAACGGAAUUUGUAACAAUCCUUCCUCCCCUCUUCUGACCUCCCUCCCUUGCUAUAACUUCAGUCACCUUUUUUCUCCCCCCCUGGAAAGAGGUUCAACGUUGUUUCUAUUUUCAUUUCUCUCCAACAUGCUUUUUUUAAAAAUGAAAACAGAUCAAAAAUAAAUAAAUAAAAUGAACUAGCUUUUAUAGUAGAAAUUACACGCAUGUGGGAGGGAGGGAAGGAGAUCUCCUCAGCCUUUUUUGUGGGAGGGGGGGAAACAAAUGUUUUAAUAAUUUUUGCCGGAUUACUUUACAACUAAAAACAAAACAAAAAAAAUAAAAAACACAGAUAUUGUUAUAAAUAAAAUUUUUAAAAACUAA